AUGUCUCCUUCUGCUGAUACACCAGAGACCUUCGACUCCGCCGAUUCCACGGUUCUGAGCUUGAGGAAAUCCCUCUGUUCUGAGGAUACCCCUCUUCCCAUCCGUUUUCGUGCUCUUUUCUCACUGAAGCACGUUGCGACCACCUCGGAUGACAAUACUACAAGGAUCGCGGCCAUCGAAGCCAUCGCUGCCGGAUUCACCUCACCUUCGGCCUUGCUCAAGCAUGAGCUCGCAUACUGUCUCGGCCAGACAGGCAACCCCGCUGCUGUCAAGCCUCUCCGACAGGUUUUGGCUGAUUUGAAGGAGGACCCAAUGUGCCGCCACGAAGCUGCCGAAGCCCUUGGAGCCUUAGGCUGGGCCGACAACCUGGACAUACUCCGCGAGUAUCGAGAUCGCAAAGAGGAGGACAUAAGCAUUAUCGAGACAUGCGAGAUCGCCAUCGAGCGCAUUGAGUGGGAGAACUCAGAAGAGCGACGAAAGGAAAAGUUGCGCCCUAGUGAUUUUGCCUCUAUCGAUCCUGCGCCCCCAAUGCCCGAAUCCGAACAGAAGGCUGAAGUCGAGGAGCUUGGCCACAAGCUCAUGGAUACAAAUCUGCCUCUAUUCCUCCGUUACCGCGCCAUGUUUGCUCUCCGAGAUCUGGCAUCACCUCCCGACCUGCCCACUGCUGUCCCCGCCGUUCUCGCUCUUGCUAAAGGAUUGUCCGACUCGUCCGCACUCUUCCGACACGAGAUCGCCUUUGUGUUUGGACAGCUUUCACACCCCGCUUCAAUCCCAGCCCUGACUGAGGCGUUGAGCAACGUCAACGAGGCUAGCAUGGUUCGACAUGAAGCGGCCGAGGCACUUGGCAGCCUGGGCGAGGAGGAAGGUGUCGAAGCUACCCUAAGAAAGUUCCUUCACGACAAGGAAAAGGUUGUUCGAGAGAGUUGCAUUGUUGCGCUGGAUAUCGCUGAGUAUGAGAAGGGUGGAGAGGCUGAGUAUGCUUUGAUUCCCUAG
Fusarium oxysporum Fo47 is the source of this 993-nucleotide messenger RNA. Its product is annotated as deoxyhypusine monooxygenase. Lineage: Eukaryota; Fungi; Ascomycota; Sordariomycetes; Hypocreales; Nectriaceae. The coding region runs from base 1 to 993 and encodes 330 amino acids. The transcript is spliced from 2 exons. The record is from RefSeq and is a predicted model, not a curated record. Gene Ontology annotation, biological process: peptidyl-hypusine biosynthetic process. Gene Ontology annotation, molecular function: deoxyhypusine monooxygenase activity.